GCAAAAUGGAGGUUGGCAGCAUUGCCGAAGCGCUGAAGCAGAACGUUGACGGCAUCACGAGAAUCCCUUCUGAUCGGUUUGAUCUUGGCAACCUCCCUGCUGAUGUGAAAAGCCAAGAUCCACAGCAGUUCUUGGCGUUGGAGUCUGCCUUUGAAGCAUGCAAUUCGGCAGGCUUCUUCAAGCACAAGGAGUCCUUUGCCUUUGACUUUCGAGGGGCGUCUGAAUGCAUCGACACUGCCUGCGCAUCUGGCUUAUCUGCCUUGGCCUCUGCAGAGUCCGAAGUGCAGAAGGGUGCGGAGGGAGCCAUAGCCAUUGGGAUGAUCAGUGAUCGGUGCAUGAGUUUCCAUCAAGAUGGGAAGGGCUAUGGUCGGGGAGAGGGAGUCGCUGCUGUUGCCCUGACAAUGUCCGCAGGUUGCAGUGUCCCGUACGCGCAACUCCUCAACAUCUGCCGAAACAACGAUGGCCGGUCAACAGACACCAUCACGAAGCCCUCUCCAGACCAGCAGCUGAGCUGCAUGAAAAAGGCUUGGCAGGGCCGGGCGGCUGUGUGCCAGGCCGUUGAAUGCCAUGGCACAGGUACUCCAAUUGGUGAUCCCAUUGAAGUUCAGAGCGUCGGCAGGAUGUUUGGACAGCCCAAUGGGUCAGGAGUUGCAAUUGGAGCGAUCAAGUCCAACAUCAACCACACCGAAUCCGCUGCGGGACUUGCUGGUUUGAUCAAGGCUGUUCAUGUCGUGCAGUUGUCUGGCAUGUUUCCACAUGGAGCUGGCUUCUGGAGCCCCAAGAAGUCCAUUAACUUGGAGACCGGUGGAAAAGGUUUGAUCCUUUCAACGGAGUUCCAAGCACUGCAGAUCCAGGGCGUAGGGGUCAACUCCUUUGGCUUCUCCGGUACCAACGUGCACGCGGCAUUGAUUCCACCAGCCCAGCUUGAAGACGACGCAGGACCCUCGCCUUUCUCAAGACAUGUUCGGACGCCGAUUGUGGUGCCAAUUUCAUCUCACAGCCCGGGCUCUUUGAGAGUGUCGAUGGAUGACUUGUGCAAGGAAUUGGAGACAGACUUCAGUGACGCAAAGCUCUACCAGGUGGCUCGGCAAAGUGCUUACCGAGAGGUUCGCGCCUGUCGAAAGGCCUUCCUAGACCAGACCCGCGACGCGCUGGCGAACAGCUUGAAGACCAGCGUGGAUGGGGCAGAAGAACCGGAAGCUUCAACAACCAAGCCCAAGAGAUUGGUGCUAGUUGUGCCUGGCAAUGGAUGUCAAGUGCCAAAGAUGCUGUCGAAGAAACAUGGUGGAGCUGAGACACUGGAAGCGUUCCCCAUCGCAGAACAAAAGUUCCAGGAGCUAAAGGAAGCUCUCAGCGGGCAGGACCUGGAGCUAGAUGCCUUGCUGUCUGCAGAAAAGCUUCCGGAAUCCGUUUUGGAGCAACAAAUCAUGCUCUUCGCGUUCUCGAUGGUUCUAUCGGACCUUUUGCAGGGUCUAGGUCUUCAGAUUCAUGCAGUUGUGGGGCACAGUGCUGGGGAGCUGCCCUGUGCAUACCUGGCUGGCGCCCUGACUUUGCAGGAUGCAGUUAACCUUUUGUCCCUCGGCAAGUUGGCAAAGGUGGAUGGCAACGUGCGGCCAGAUGGAGGCAUGGCAGUGGUGCGAGAGAUGGCCGUUGCUUGGCAGUGCAGGGGGCCGGUGGGAGUGGCAGACGUUGAGGGAAUCCUCAAGAAGUUCAACCAAAACAUGAUGGUCGACUCCGCCAAAAUUCACAUCGCUGCUCAAAACAGCGACCGUUGUUGCACCCUCACCGGCCCGAAGGAUUCGAUGCGCCAGCUGAAGCCCCAGUUUCAGGAGAGGUGGAUGGACCUGGAGAAGGUUCCUGCUGCAUACCAUCACCCAGAGCUGUGUAAGCCUGCGGCAGAGUCCUUCAAGCAGAAGUUCAAGCCAGCCCAAAGCUCUCCGCCUUGUGAGCAUACAGCUUCACAGACUUUCCCAAAGUUCUUUUCCACUGUGGAGGGAUGCGAGCUUGAGCUUCGCAAGUUGGGUCUGGAGUAUUGGACGAAGCACACUUUGGAGAGGGUCAGGUUCUCACAGGCCAUUGAUGCAAUUUUGGGAGAUCAAGGUGAGGGAGAGCUACUCUUCUUGGAGCUGAAGAAGCAGAACGGCAGCCACAUCAUGCACCAAGCUCGCCAAGCGGGUAAGAACGUGACGGUCUUGCCUCUCACCGGGAGAGAUGCUGGGCAGGAGGUCGGCUUCGUCCGAGCGCCGGCCUGGAUUGAGAUGCCCCUGGGCGUGUCCACGGAAUCCAGCACUCAGUCAGCCACCCUGAGCAGUGAACUGACUGAGUCAGUCGGUCAGUCCGAUGCCGGUGCUUUGCUCCUGGACACGGUGCUGCAGGAGUCCUCGUGGCGGUGCCUGGAGGAUGUGAGGUUCCAGAAUCCAUGCCGUGGGGACCAGUCCAUCGCUUUGCGUAUCUUGGAGGAUGGACACUUCAACAUCAAGACGGCCGAUGGAUCCAUUCACUAUACCGAGGGCUUUGGCAGAGAAACCGACAGCCCCAACCCUGACUGGUCUCAUCGCCUACGCGACUUGAAAGACUGUCAGGGAAGCCGCCUUGGACAAUGGUUUGGUGGGACGAAAACGUUGCCUCUUUCAAGCAUCGUGAAUCUCCUUGGCAAGGGUGGCUUGACCUAUGGCCCUGACCUGAAGGUUGCUGGCGAUCUUCGCAUCAAGGACAAGGGCCCGAAGGCUUCCUGCUUGGGCUUUUGCGAGGUCACCUGCCACGCUUUGCGCUCUGGCGGCAGUGGCGGAGCCGCGAUCUUGGAUCAAGCGUUCCAAGUGGCUCUAGGCCUCUGCUUGCACAGGAGAAGUUCGAAGAGUCGAAAGCCGCUCGAGGUGUACGAGCCCAACUUGGCUCGUGAAGGUGCUCUUCCUUCGAUGCUUGAGAAGUUGGUGGUGUUCUCUCAGGACUGGUGGCGCAACGCGGAGAAGUUGGAUUUGAUCGUCGAGGUAAAGCCGCAUUUUUGCUCAGCGAUUUGUGCCAGCUUCGCGCUCUUCGCUCCGGAUGGCUCUGCAGUGGCGGAGGUGCACCAUGUUUGGGGUAAGCUUUUGUCUUCGUCUGCGCAGCCGAUUCACGAGCUGCUGUGGCAAAUUGCACCUAGUCCCUUGCCUCAUGAUGAUGUGGCAGAUGCAACAGGAGCUGACAUGUUUGCCUUCAUUUCAGCCUGGGAAUCAUCUCCAGUCACGCAGCUUCUUGAGAAGAACCAGCUUCCAGGCCUCAGCAAAAGCAGGAUGAUUGGACCAGAGGAGAAGGGCAAGGCUUGCAGUGUUGCCUUGGCGGACAAUAAGGAAGGGGCGUGUACCAUCCUGUAUGAAUGGACCCAGGGCAUUGAUGACAAGGAGCUGGAAAGCCUCACAAGGCAAUCUGUGCCCCGCGUGGAUGAAGGCCUGCGCCAAGCUGUCCGUCGAUUCCGAGAAGUGGUGAAAUGGGCUUUAAGCCGGAAGGGCGCGCAGAUCAUUGUCAUCACCCGAGAGUCGCCGCAACUGGCGCCUUCGAAGCCUUCGAAGAGCAUGUUCAUUGCCAUGGUGAAGUGCCUGGUCAAGGAAGAGGUGCCAGCCAGGGGAAUGCUUCGCGUGAUUGAGAUGGCAGACCUCAGCGACGCCAGUGUCCUGCAGCUGGGCCUUGAGAUCCGAUCUCCUCGCCAGGACUGUUCAGAGAUCAUGAUUCAGGACAGCCAGGAGGGCAGGGCGAAUCGCUUGGAAUUGAUUCGCCAGCCUUUGAGCUUCGACUCCUUGAGUUUAACGGCGCUCAAGAGAGAUGCAGCCUACAUCGUGAUUGGCGGGGCUCGAAGACAUGGCCUCUCCGCUUUGGUGGUCGAGACCUUGGCGCAGAUGGGUGCGGGCACCGUAGUGGUGGUCGGCAGAAACAAAGAGGAUGAAACGUUCUCGAACUUCCGCAAGACCUUUAGGAACACUCGGGUUUUGGCCGUGCAAUGCGACAUCAGUUGUGUCGGCAGCAUUCCAAAAGCUCUGGAGCAAGCAGGAGUGAGGCAACCCGUCCGUGGACUCUUUCACGGAGCUGCGUCCUUUGACGGAGACAAGCUCUUCAAAGGCGUUUCGGAGGAGGCCUUUGAGGCGACGAUGAAACCCAAAGUGCUCGGCAGUUUGGCUCUCCUUGCCACAGCGCAGGAGGCCAAGUGGGAGCUGGAUUAUGUUUGCUACCUGAGCAGUGUGGUGGUCUCUUUAGGCAAUUUGGGCCAGUGCGCCUAUGCAGGACGUUUUGGACUUGAGCAUGCUUGA
Durusdinium trenchii is the source of this 4277-nucleotide messenger RNA. Lineage: Eukaryota; Dinophyceae; Suessiales; Symbiodiniaceae. The record is from the annotation of a GenBank genome assembly.